This is a messenger RNA of Salarias fasciatus (jewelled blenny), 1073 nucleotides long. RefSeq names its product centrosome-associated protein 350. The coding region runs from base 56 to 934 and encodes 292 amino acids. NCBI's taxonomy places the organism in Eukaryota, Metazoa, Chordata, Actinopteri, Blenniiformes, Blenniidae. The transcript has 8 exons. The record is from RefSeq and is a predicted model, not a curated record.
CCAUCCAACAACUGAGCCUCUGGAAAAGUAGAAUGUGAGAUUACCAUGCUUCAGCAUGGAAAACUACACCAUGUGGACUGUUGCUACAUGGACAUUCAAGGGGAUUCUCUGCACAUGCAGGUUCCUUUGGAUAUGCCCCUACAAUGCAAUCAGGUUCUUACCGAGGGAAAAACUGGUUCCAACAGACCAAAGACAACAGCUGAAGCAAGUUGUGGGCUGUGACGUUAAAGGGAUCGCACCCAUACCGGGCAGCCCCGAUCGCACAGCUGCCCUUCAUAAAAGACUGACCAAGACCGAGAGAGAGAUCCUGUCGCUCAAAACCAGGUUCGCCUGUGAAAGAGCAUCAUGGGAAAGGAGGUUCACGGAGCUGCAGCGAAAACAGGAGGAGUUGUACAGUCAGCUGAUCUCUGAUGCUGGAGUGAUCCUGAAAAUGGGAACGUGUGACGAUCAUGGAGAGUCUGGAGUGGACAACGGAGAAGUAUUUGAUGACUGUUCAAGCGGCCUCCACCGUCACAGAAAAUCUGAAGCGUCAUCAAGGAGCGACAGCAACGCGUGCAGCCUGUCGGGCAGCCAGCUAUCAUCUUCAUCAUCGGCGCUGAGCUCCAGACCGGCCUCCUCCUUAUCUGCAGCCUCCAGCGUGAGGUCUUGGAGGCUGACGCAGGGCCCACACCGGGUGUUUGUUCCUCACUCUCCCAUGGACCUGCAGCUGGGUCACCGGGUCAGGAUCAUGCUGCCAUCUGGAAGGAUCAGCACGGGGACUGUGCGGUUCCUGGGCCCCCUGCAGGGGGAGGCAGAGCUCCACCUGGGGGUGGAGCUGCAGACGCCUGAUGGGGGAUCACGUGACGGCAGUCACAAAGGACACAGCUACUUUGAAUGCAAGCCUGGGUAUGGUGCCUUUGUACCAUUUCACAAACUACUGAUGGCCUGGGAAUAACAGAAAACAUUUUCGCUGUUUUAAACUGGAGGACCAGCUCAAUACAUAUGACCAGUUCUUAGACUGGAUCUAAUAAUUCAUUUUAAUGAGGGAGUUUCUUUUGUACAAGCAACACCAGCUGACCUAAAUACAUGAACAU